Sciurus carolinensis (gray squirrel) is the source of this 3794-nucleotide messenger RNA. It is a transcript of the gene Dmpk, whose product is annotated as DM1 protein kinase. Gene Ontology annotation, cellular component: cytoskeleton; cytoplasm. Gene Ontology annotation, biological process: peptidyl-threonine phosphorylation; actomyosin structure organization. The record is from RefSeq and is a predicted model, not a curated record. Bases 1130 to 3019 code for a protein of 629 amino acids. The transcript has 15 exons. Lineage: Eukaryota; Metazoa; Chordata; Mammalia; Rodentia; Sciuridae. Gene Ontology annotation, molecular function: ATP binding; protein serine/threonine kinase activity.
GGCAGCCUCACGGGCGCCUGUGGGAAAAGUGUAUCUGAUUACCCAGUGUCUUGAGGGAGAGGGCAGCACAGGCCCCUCUGCAAAGUCGUCAAUGGGCAUUUUCAAAGUUGUUUUAAAAUAUCACAGCUGUCCAGUCCACUAUUCCACGGCAUGCCCAGAAGCCCUGUCCCCUGGCAACUCCCAAGGGAAUAGCCUGAGCUACCUUGGGGACAGGUCUUAACUGCCUGAUGCUUCAGGCCGGCCUGCCUUGAAGCCACUGGAGGCCAUGCUCUUCCCUGAAGAGAACUGUCCACCCUGAAAAGAAAGGCUCCUGGCUGCCUCUCAGCCUCGGGGAGCGGUGCCUUCCCGCUCCACCCCCAAAAUGUUUCUGUUUCUAAUCCCAGUCUGGGCAGGAAUGUGGCCACCAGGCCAGGGGCCAAGGAGCUAUUUUGGGGUCUCCUUUGCCUGGGGAGGGCCUGGCUACACCACUCUCCUCCCCCAGGCUUUAGCCAGCAGGUCACCCCUAGCCCUGGCUUCUGAGAGCAUCCCCUCCCAGUUCUCUCCUUGCCACCCCUUCCCCACCUCCUGCCAAGGAGAACGCGUGAAGCAGAGGGCCCAGGGGCUAAAUUUAACUGUCCCAAAGUUGGAAUCCACUGCUGAGUCACAAGAAAAGCUGCCCUGGCCUCCAGCCCCCCUUCCUAGGCCUCAGCCCCUUUCUCCUCCCCGCCCCCUGCAGCACUGGGGCUUGGCAGGAGCCAGGGGGGUAGGUCCUCGGUCACAGCCUCGAUUGGCCCCCUCUGGGCAGUGGGAGGGCUCCUCUGGACCUCACACAAACUCCCCAUGCUCCACCUUUUUUUGGGGGGGUGCAAGUUGAGUCUAGCACUGCAGUGUUCUGAGGGGUGCUGGAAGGAGAUUGGGGUGUCGGCUCUUGAGGGGUUAAAGCUGGGAGGCGGGAGGAGGGCUGGACCAAGGGGUGGGGAGAAGAGCAGGAGGCCUCAGCAGCAGACAAGUGGCCAGAGGCCCAGGGGACAGACAGGGGCAGGCAGACAUGCAGCCAGGACUCUGGGGCCUGGACAGGGUCUGCCAGGCCCCGUGACAAGAGAAUCCCUCGCCCCGGCCCGGGGAAGGGCCAUGGUGCUGCCUGUCCGACAUGUCAGCCGAGGUGCGGCUGAGGCGGCUCCAGCAACUGGUGCUGGACCCUGGCUUCCUGGGGCUGGAGCCCCUGCUCGACCUUCUCCUGGGCGUCCACCAGGAGCUGGGUGCCUCCGAUCUGGCCCAGGACAAGUAUGUGGCCGACUUCUUGCAGUGGGCGGAGCCCAUUGUAGCGAGGCUUAAGGAGGUUCGACUGCAGAGGGAUGACUUUGAGAUUCUGAAGGUGAUUGGACGCGGGGCAUUCAGCGAGGUAGCGGUGGUGAAGAUGAAGCAGACGGGCCAGGUGUAUGCCAUGAAGAUCAUGAAUAAGUGGGACAUGCUGAAGAGAGGAGAGGUGUCGUGCUUCCGUGAAGAGAGGGAUGUGUUGGCAAAUGGGGACCGGCGCUGGAUCACACAGCUACACUUUGCCUUCCAGGAUGAGAACUACCUGUACCUGGUCAUGGAGUACUACGUGGGCGGGGACCUGCUAACGCUGCUGAGCAAGUUUGGGGAGCGGAUCCCGGCCGAGAUGGCGCGCUUCUACCUGGCCGAGAUUGUCAUGGCCAUAGACUCAGUGCACCGGCUGGGCUAUGUGCACAGAGACAUCAAACCGGACAACAUCUUGCUGGACCGCUGCGGCCACAUUCGCCUGGCAGACUUUGGCUCCUGCCUCAAACUGCGGGCUGAUGGAACGGUGCAGUCGCUUGUGGCAGUGGGUACCCCCGACUACUUGUCUCCUGAGAUCCUGCAGGCCGUAGGCGGCGGCCCUGGGACAGGCAGCUACGGGCCUGAGUGUGACUGGUGGGCGCUGGGUGUGUUCGCUUAUGAAAUGUUCUACGGGCAGACGCCCUUCUACGCCGACUCCACGGCUGAGACCUACGGCAAGAUCGUCCACUACAAGGAGCACCUGUCUCUGCCACUGGCAGACACUGGGGUCCCAGAAGAGGCUCGAGACCUCAUCCAGGGUCUGCUGUGUCCUGCGGAGAUAAGGCUAGGACGGGGUGGAGCAGACGAUUUCCGGAAGCAUCCUUUCUUCUUUGGCCUUGACUGGGAGGGUCUUCGAGAUAGCCUACCCCCCUUUACACCGGACUUCGAGGGUGCCACCGAUACUUGCAACUUUGACGUGGUGGAGGACGGGCUCACUGCCAUGGUGAGCGGGGGCGGGGAAACACUGUCGGACAUUCCGGAAGGUAUGCCGCUGGGAGUCCACCUGCCUUUUGUGGGCUACUCCUACUCCUGUAUGGCCCUCAGGGACAGUGAGGUCCCAGACCCCACACCCAUGGAACUGGAGGCCCAGCAAUUGCCUGAGCCACAUGUGCAAGUGCCCAGUAUGGAGCCCACAGUGACCCCACCAGAGGAAAUAGCUGAAGUGGCAGAUCCAACUGCUGCCCCAGCGGCAGAGACAGAGUCCGAGGUGACACUGCAGGAGCUCCAGGAAGCUCUGGAGGAGGAGGUGCUCACCCGGCAGAACCUGAGCCGGGAGCUGGAGGCCAUCCGCACGGCCAACCAGAACUUCGCCAGUCAACUACAGGAGGCGGAAGCCCGGAACCGAGACCUGGAGGCGCAUGUCAGGCAGCUGCAGGAGCGGAUGGAGCUGCUGCAGGCAGAGGGAGCUGCAGCUGUCACGGGGGUCCCCAGUCCCCGGGCCACGGAUCCACCUUCCCAUCUAGAUGGCCCCCCGGCCGUGGCUCUGGGCCAGUCCCCGCUGGUGGGGCCAGGCCCCAUGCACCGCCGCCACCUGCUGCUCCCUGCCAGGGUCCCUAGGCCUGGCCUAUCGGAGACGUGUUCCCUGCUCCUGUUCACCGCUGCUCUGGCUCGUGCCGCCUCCCUGGGCUGCAUUGGGUUGGUGGCCAGCGCAGGCCAUCUCGCCCCGGUCUGGCAUCGCCCGGGAACCGCCUUCGUCCCCUGAACCCUAGAACCCCCAGACCAUUCUCCACUCAGGCUCGGUUAAAGGGUUGGGUGACCCGGGCUCGGCCUAGAAGCUGUUCCCACUGCCUCCCAGUUCAUACCGCUCCGGGCGCGGGUCUUCGCCCAGCUCCAAUCCUGUGAUCCGGGCUCGCCCUCUGGCGGCCGGGAAGGGAGGAGCCGGAUUCGUGGCCGGCGAGUAGGGUUAGUGGGGGACUUGCUGCCGAGAAUGCUGCUGCUGCUGCUGCUGCUGCUGCUGCUGCUGCUGGAGAAAAUCGCCUAUCCUGCUUUCUUCUGGGCGGGCUGAUGCCCCGACGUGGACGGGCAAAUCGCGGUCCGGAGAAGGCAGCAGACCGGAGCUCGGCCAUCCGAUUUUCACCCUCCAAGCACCUGCCACCUGUUUUCAAACCAUAAAUCCUCCCUGUGCAUGAACUCCUGCUCUCCCCGGAACGUUCUACCGCAGCGAACGUUCGGCGCCACCUCUGCCUGCUCUCUCGGGAACCUUUUGCUUUUGCCAGCCCUGCUUUUUUGGGGACUCCUGCGCCUCCACCCCUUCUCACGUGCGCUGCUCUCGGGGCCACAGCUGGCUCCGCCCGUCUCGGCGGUUUGGAUAUUUAUUGCCCUUAUCCUCCGACUUGCUGACAGCUUCCAGGACUCCCUCACCCUAAUCCACGUUUUGGAUGCACUGAGACUUGACAUUCCUUGGUAUUUAUUGUCUGCCCCACCUAGGACCCCACCCCCUACCCUCGCAAAUAAAAGGUUCUUCGUCUGCCUGAAGC